Molecule: messenger RNA, 2422 nt
Organism: Aspergillus alliaceus
Lineage: Eukaryota; Fungi; Ascomycota; Eurotiomycetes; Eurotiales; Aspergillaceae
Product: glycoside hydrolase family 32 protein
Exons: 1
Coding region: 535-2055 (506 amino acids)
Biological process (GO): sucrose catabolic process
Molecular function (GO): sucrose alpha-glucosidase activity
Source: RefSeq, a predicted model, not a curated record
CCUUAAACCUCGCUUGGGCGUUUUGCAGACACUUUCUUUUGCGGAGACAGGAGUGGACACCGCAGAAGAUGAAACACGCAACUGCCCGGUCCCACCGUCGCGGAGGGUCGCGACAAUCCCGAGGGCAGUAUGGGAUAUCCGAAUCCACAAGCCGGGGCGUUUUCCCCACAAUAAUACCCCUCAAGUUAUCAUUGUGAGCGUCGGAGUCAUCGGGGACUAGACUCAACGGUCCGCGGUGCCCCGAGAUGCUUUCCGUCUGGUUCCCUAGAGAAAAUAGGCAGGGGUAACAUGCGGGGGUAAUAUGCAGGGGUAAUACGUAGGUGAAAUUGCAGAGAUUUCUAGUAGUUACUCUAUCUGAGGAACACUAAAAGUUGGAGUGCCCCUGGCCUGGUUGCGUGAAGAAUGACGACAUCGUAACUGGCGAUCUUGAGGGCAUCAUCAGGGUAUAAAUUACCUUUGCCGUCCGAGCUGAGGAUGGAUAUCAGCACACUCCGACGUUCCACUUUAUGAUUACCUUGAAUCAUUGCAGCAACCAUGCUCCUCGCCCUCGCAUUCGCACUUGCCACUCACGUUUGGGCGGAGGAUUUCCGCCCAGUCUACCAUUUCGUCCCUGAGAAGAACUGGAUGAACGAGCCCAACGGGUUGAUUAAGAUCAAGUCAACUUGGCACCUGUUCUACCAGCAUAACCCAACGGCAAAUGUCUGGGGCAAUCUGAACUGGGGUCACGCAACUAGUAGUGACCUGGUCCACUGGACUCACGAGCCCCUGGCUAUAACAAGCGAGAAUGGCGUCGAAGCAUUCACCGGCACUAGCUAUUUUGAUGCUGACAACAUCUCUGGUCUGGGAUCUUCUACCAGCCCACCCUAUCUGGCCUACUACACCGGGUAUUUUCCUUCCAACGGGACCCAGGACCAGCGCCUUGCCUUUAGCGUUGAUGAUGGUGUGACCUGGACCAAGUUCCAAGGCAAUCCUAUUAUCUCAGCUGCCCAGGAGUCACCGCAUGAUGUGACAGGGGGACUGGAGACCCGGGACCCCAAGGUCUUUUUUCACCAGCCAUCUGGAAAAUGGGUUAUGGUCCUUGCCCAUGGUGGGCAGGACAAGCUCACGUUUUGGACAUCGUCGGAUGCAAAGACCUGGACGUGGAAGAGCGACCUCUCUGCUAGCCAGAUUGAGGGCCUACCUUCUGGAAUCACUGGGUGGGAAGUGCCCGAUAUGUUUCAGCUCCCGAUUGAGGGCACCGACGAAACCACUUGGGUGUUGAUUAUCACCCCUGCACAGGGAUCUCCUGCUGGUGGUAAUGGUGUUCUAGCCCUGACAGGUUCCUUUGACGGGUCAACAUUCAAGGCUGACCCUGUCGACCCCUCUACUCUUUGGCUCGACUAUGGCCGCGAUUUUGAUGGCGCCUUGAGUUGGGAAAACGUCCCUGCUGCAGAUGGGCGGCGGAUCCUUGCAUCUGUCAUGAACAGCUAUGGUGCCAACCCACCGACCAAUACUUGGAAAGGGAUGUUGUCUUUCCCUCGGACUCUCAUUCUUAAGGAAACAGCCUCUAAGCGAUACUUCCUCCAGCAGCCUGUCACUGAGCUCGCCCCAGUUGGUUCCCCGCUAGCAACAAUCCAGAAUCAAACAAUUACCCCGGGCCAAGCAUUGCUGUCAUCCAUCCAUGGAACCGCGUUAGAUAUAAAACUUGCCUUCACCGUUAGCGAUGGUGCCAAACUCUCGCUGGCAGUGCGCAAGGCCGACUCGGAACAGACAAUUAUCCAGUAUGCCCAGACAAAUUCGUCGCUAUCUGUUGACCGAACAGCGAGUGGAGACGUCUCCUACGACCCCGCUGCAGGGGGAGUCCACAGCGUUUCCCUGAAACCAGAUGGUUCUGGGGUAAUUCAUCUCCGCGUUCUAGUCGACACUUGCUCGGUGGAGGUCUUUGGCGGGGAAGGAGAGGUUGUGAUUUCAGACCUGAUCUUUCCCAGCGAGACCUCUGACGGACUCUCCUUGGAGGUAACUGAGGGAACGGCAGAUUUGUACUCUGUCGAGGUGCGCGGCAUUUCACUCAACUAAAGUUGGAGCCACAUGAUUUCCCUUGUCACCGCCAGUGCGCUUUGCUGAGUACAACCGUUGUGAAUCUGUGCUGUUUAGUCUUGAAUUCGGCCUACUCUAUCUUCACCCUUUGACUUUCAGUAUCCAAGACGUCUAUGGAUAUAAAGUAUAUAUGUAAAAACGCAGUUCCGUUUCCACAUCUAUAGCCAUUGGUCUUGACUAGUUGACUAUUUCUCUUUUUCCAUUUGCUGGUAUAAGCAAGAUCGGGCCGUCCGGAUCCUGCCGGCGCCAGAUAGCCACUACGUAUAUUGCCAUGUCAAAUAAUGUAUCAUUGCCAGACUCAAGUUUAACCUAUUCCAAGAUGCGAAGGGAUUAGAAGAUUCUAAUC